Parnassius mnemosyne (clouded apollo) is the source of this 11055-nucleotide messenger RNA. The record is from the annotation of a GenBank genome assembly. NCBI's taxonomy places the organism in Eukaryota, Metazoa, Arthropoda, Insecta, Lepidoptera, Papilionidae.
AUGAGAGUCACAACCUUUGUGAUCCUGUGUUGUGCGUUGCAGUACGUAGCUGCAGACGUAUUAGACGAUGAUGUAAAACGCUUUCUAUCGGGGAGCAAUAACUAUGAAGAAACUACUGAAACCAAAUCUGAUGAAACGAUAAUCAAUAACGGCACAUUAGUUGAACGACAAAUUACAACUAAAGAAUUUGUAGACAAAUCGAAAACUAAACAUAAUGCAUCCGGUGAAACAAUAACCAGAACUAUCGUCAUUCAAACAAAUGCCCAAGGGGAAGAAACAAUAAGUGAGACGGAUGUUGUCGAAACGACAGUGUCGCAACCAUCAGCGUCAAGUGCGUCCUCAAGCGCUGCUUCAGCAGCACUUGCCAAUGGAUAUAAUGACUUCGGAUCAAGGUCACAAUUCGGCCAAAGAGGACAGAAUGUCAUCAUCAACGAAAACGGAUCUGGCUCAUCUGCAGCAUCGAACGCUGACGCAGGAUAUCGUUCCGGCAGCAACAUUUACGAUUUAGGAUCUGGACUAUUCGAACUUGAUACCUUCGGAGAAAAUGGCGGUCAAGAUUCCACUGUCAUAUUAAAUGAGGAUGGAUAUAGAUACGGUACUGGUAGUGGCAGUUCCGCUUCAAGUGUUUCGGGCUCUAAUAGCGCUGGACAAUAUAGCUUAGGUGGAUUUGGCUCCAGUGCAGGCUCUACCGCUGCCGCUGCCUCAGGCGCCGCUUCUGAAAAGCAAGGCUUUGGACAACGUAGAUACGGUGCUGGUGGAUAUGCUGCAGGCGACACGGCCGCAGCUGCAACCGCAGCCGCUGCCGGUAACGGUGCUUCAGGCUACGUUGGAUACGGUUCUGGGUUACAACUCGGACAAGGAGGACAAUAUGUCGAUCUGUACAGAGGAGGUUCGGGAUCAGGGUCUGGUGCAGCAUCUUCUGCCGCAGCCUCAGGCGCCGCGUCCGAAAACCAAGGCUUAGGACAACUUGGAUCCGGCGCUGGUGGAUCUGGUGCAGGCGCCGCGGCCGCAACUUCAGCCGCAGCCGGUGCCGGUGAAGGUGCUUCAGGCUACGUUGGAUACGGUUCUGGGUUACAACUCGGACAAGGAGGACAAUAUGUUGACCUAAACAGAGGCGGUUCGGGAUCAGGGUCAGGUGCAGCAUCUGCUGCCGCUGCCUCAGGCGCCGCGUCUGAAAACCAAGGCAUAACACAACUUGGAUACGGCGCUGGUGGAUCUGGUGCAGGCGCCGCGGCCGCAACUUCAGCCGCAGCCGGUGCCGGUGAAGGUGCUUCAGGCUACGUUGGAUAUGGUUCUGGGUUACAACUCGGACGAGGAGGACAAUAUGAAGACCUAUACAGAGGAAGUUCGGGAUCAGGGUCAGGUGCAGCAUCUGCUGCCGCUGCCUCGGGCGCCGCGACUAAUAACCAAGGCUAUACACGAAGUGGAUACGGCGCUGGAGGAUCUGGUGCAGGCGCCGCGGCUGCAACUUCAGCCGCAGCCGCAGCCGGUGCCGGUGACGGUGCUUCAGGCUACGUUGGAUACGGUUCUGGGUUACAAAUCGGACAAGGAGGACAAUAUGUCGACCUGUACAGAGGAGGUUCGGGAUCAGGGUCAGGUGCAGCAACCGCUGCCGCUGCCUCAGGCGCCGAGUCUGAAAACCAAGGCUUAGGACAACUUGGAUCCGGCGCUGGUGGAUCUGGUGCAGGCGCCGCGGCCGCAACUUCAGCCGCAGCCGGUGCCGGUGAAGGUGCUUCAGGCUACGUUGGAUAUGGUUCUGGGUUACAACUCGGACGAGGAGGACAAUAUGAAGACCUAUACAGAGGAAGUUCGGGAUCAGGGUCAGGUGCAGCAUCUGCUGCCGCUGCCUCGGGCGCCGCGACUAAUAACCAAGGCUAUACACGAAGUGGAUACGGCGCUGGAGGAUCUGGUGCAGGCGCCGCGGCUGCAACUUCAGCCGCAGCCGUAGCCGGUGCCGGUGACGGUGCUUCAGGCUACGUUGGAUACGGUUCUGGGUUACAAAUCGGACAAGGAGGACAAUAUGUCGACCUGUACAGAGGAGGUUCGGGAUCAGGGUCAGGUGCAGCAUCUGCUGCCGCUGCCUCGGGCGCCGCGUCUGAAAACCAAGGCUUUAGACAAAGUGGAUACGGCGCUGGAGGAUCUGGUGCAGGCGCCGCGUCCGCAACUUCAGCCGCAGCCGCUGCUGGUGACGGUGCUUCUGGCUACAUUGGAUACGGUUCCGGGUUACAACUCGGACAAGGAGGACAAUAUGUCGACCUGUACAGAGGAGGUUCGGGAUCAGGGUCAGGUGCAGCAUCUGCUGCCGCUGCCUCGGGCGCCGCGUCUGAAAACCAAGGCUUUAGACAAAGUGGAUACGGCGCUGGAGGAUCUGGUGCAGGCGCCGCGUCCGCAACUUCAGCCGCAGCCGCAGCCGGUGCCGAUGACGGUGCUUCUGGCUACGAUGGAUACGGUUCUGGGUUACAACUCGGACAAGGAGGACAAUAUAUUGACCUGUACAGAGGAGGUUCGGGAUCAGGGUCAGGUGCAGCAUCUGCUGCCGCUGCCUCGGGCGCCGCGUCUGAAAACCAAGGCUUUAGACAAAGUGGAUCCGGCGCUGGUGGAUCUGGUGCAGGCGCCGCGGCCGCAACUUCAGCCGCAGCCGGUGCCGGUGAAGGUGCUUCAGGCUACGUUGGAUAUGGUUCUGGGUUACAACUCGGACGAGGAGGACAAUAUGAAGACCUAUACAGAGGAAGUUCGGGAUCAGGGUCAGGUGCAGCAUCUGCUGCCGCUGCCUCGGGCGCCGCGACUAAUAACCAAGGCUAUACACGAAGUGGAUACGGCGCUGGAGGAUCUGGUGCAGGCGCCGCGGCUGCAACUUCAGCCGCAGCCGCAGCCGGUGCCGGUGACGGUGCUUCAGGCUACGUUGGAUAUGGUUCUGGGUUACAAAUCGGACAAGGAGGACAAUAUGUCGACCUGUACAGAGGAGGUUCGGGAUCAGGGUCAGGUGCAGCAUCUGCUGCCGCUGCCUCGGGCGCCGCGUCUGAAAACCAAGGCUUUAGACAAAGUGGAUACGGCGCUGGAGGAUCUGGUGCAGGCGCCGCGUCCGCAACUUCAGCCGCAGCCGCUGCUGGUGACGGUGCUUCUGGCUACAUUGGAUACGGUUCCGGGUUACAACUCGGACAAGGAGGACAAUAUGUCGACCUGUACAGAGGAGGUUCGGGAUCAGGGUCAGGUGCAGCAUCUGCUGCCGCUGCCUCGGGCGCCGCGUCUGAAAACCAAGGCUUUAGACAAAGUGGAUACGGCGCUGGAGGAUCUGGUGCAGGCGCCGCGUCCGCAACUUCAGCCGCAGCCGCAGCCGGUGCCGAUGACGGUGCUUCUGGCUACGAUGGAUACGGUUCUGGGUUACAACUCGGACAAGGAGGACAAUAUGUUGACCUGUACAGAGGAGGUUCGGGAUCAGGGUCAGGUGCAGCAUCUGCUGCCGCUGCCUCGGGCGCCGCGUCUGAAAACCAAGGCUUUAGACAAAGUGGAUACGGCGCUGGAGGAUCUGGUGCAGGCGCCGCAUCCGCAACUUCAACCGCAGCCGCAGCCGGUGCCGGUGACGGUGCUUCAGGCUACGAUGGAUACGGUUCUGGGUUACAACUCGGACAAGGAGGACAAUAUGUCGACCUGUACAGAGGAGGUUCGGGAUCAGGGUCAGGUGCAGCAACCGCUGCCGCUGCCUCAGGCGCCGAGUCUGAAAACCAAGGCUUAGGACAACUUGGAUCCGGCGCUGGUGGAUCUGGUGCAGGCGCCGCGGCCGCAACUUCAGCCGCAGCCGGUGCCGGUGAAGGUGCUUCAGGCUACGUUGGAUAUGGUUCUGGGUUACAACUCGGACGAGGAGGACAAUAUGAAGACCUAUACAGAGGAAGUUCGGGAUCAGGGUCAGGUGCAGCAUCUGCUGCCGCUGCCUCGGGCGCCGCGACUAAUAACCAAGGCUAUACACGAAGUGGAUACGGUGCUGGAGGAUCUGGUGCAGGCGCCGCGGCUGCAACUUCAGCCGCAGCCGCAGCCGGUGCCGGUGACGGUGCUUCAGGCUACGUUGGAUACGGUUCUGGGUUACAAAUCGGACAAGGAGGACAAUAUGUCGACCUGUACAGAGGAGGUUCGGGAUCAGGGUCAGGUGCAGCAUCUGCUGCCGCUGCCUCGGGCGCCGCGUCUGAAAACCAAGGCUUUAGACAAAGUGGAUACGGCGCUGGAGGAUCUGGUGCAGGCGCCGCGUCCGCAACUUCAGCCGCAGCCGCUGCUGGUGACGGUGCUUCUGGCUACAUUGGAUACGGUUCCGGGUUACAACUCGGACAAGGAGGACAAUAUGUCGACCUGUACAGAGGAGGUUCGGGAUCAGGGUCAGGUGCAGCAUCUGCUGCCGCUGCCUCGGGCGCCGCGUCUGAAAACCAAGGCUUUAGACAAAGUGGAUACGGCGCUGGAGGAUCUGGUGCAGGCGCCGCGUCCGCAACUUCAGCCGCAGCCGCAGCCGGUGCCGGUGACGGUGCUUCUGGCUACGAUGGAUACGGUUCUGGGUUACAACUCGGACAAGGAGGACAAUAUGUUGACCUGUACAGAGGAGGUUCGGGAUCAGGGUCAGGUGCAGCAUCUGCUGCCGCUGCCUCGGGCGCCGCGUCUGAAAACCAAGGCUUUAGACAAAGUGGAUACGGCGCUGGAGGAUCUGGUGCAAGCGCCGCAUCCGCAACUUCAACCGCAGCCGCAGCCGGUGCCGGUGACGGUGCUUCAGGCUACGAUGGAUACGGUUCUGGGUUACAACUCGGACAAGGAGGACAAUAUGUCGACCUGUACAGAGGAGGUUCGGGAUCAGGGUCAGGUGCAGCAUCUGCUGCCGCAGCCUCGGGCGCCGCGUCCGAAAACCAAGGCUUGGGACAACUUGGAUACGGCGAUGGUGGAUCUGGUGCAGGCGCUGCGGCCGCAACUUCAGCCGCAGCCGCUGCUGGUGACGGUGCUUCUGGCUACAUUGGAUACGGUUCUGGGUUACAACUCGGACAAGGAGGACAAUAUGAAGACCUAUACAGAGGAAGUUCGGGAUCAGGGUCAGGUGCAGCAUCUGCUGCCGCUGCCUCGGGCGCCGCGACUAAUAACCAAGGCUAUACACGAAGUGGAUACGGCGCUGGAGGAUCUGGUGCAGGCGCCGCGGCUGCAACUUCAGCCGCAGCCGCAGCCGGUGCCGGUGACGGUGCUUCAGGCUACGUUGGAUAUGGUUCUGGGUUACAAAUCGGACAAGGAGGACAAUAUGUCGACCUGUACAGAGGAGGUUCGGGAUCAGGGUCAGGUGCAGCAUCUGCUGCCGCUGCCUCGGGCGCCGCGUCUGAAAACCAAGGCUUAGGACAACUUGGAUCCGGCGCUGGUGGAUCUGGUACAGGUGCCGCGGCCGCAACUUCAGCCGCGGCCGGUGCCGGUGACGGUGCUUCAGGCUACGUUGGAUACGGUUCUGGGUUACAACUCGGACAAGGAGGACAAUAUGUCAACCUAAACAGACGAGGUUCGGGAUCAGGGUCUGGUGCAGCAUCUGCUGCCGCAGCCUCAGGCGCUGCGUCUGAAAACCAAAGCUUAGGACAACUUGGGUACGGCGUUGGUGGCUCUGGUGCAGGCGCCGCGGCUGCAACUUCAGCUGCAGCCGCUGCCGGUAACGGUGCUCCAGGCUACGUAGGAUAUGGGUCUGGUUUACAACUGGGACAAGAAGGACAAACUGUUGUACUAAAUGAAAAUGGACCUGGAGCAUUUGCAGAAUCAAACGCAGCUGCAAGCUCUAACUACGCGUCUGACUACUACGAUGCUGUCUUUGAAAGAUUCAGGCUCGGUAACUAUGGAUCAUCUUCAUUGUUCGCACCAUACGGCGGUCAAAACCGCAAUGUAAUAGUCAACGAGCGUGGAAAUAGAUCGGGAGCUAAUAGUGGCAGUUCCGCUUCUAGUGCUUCGGAUUCUAAUAGUGCAGGACAAAAUGGAUUAGGUGGACUCGGCUCCAGUGCCGGCUCUUCCUCAGCUGCUGCAGCUGGUGCUGCCGCCGCCGCUGGAAACCAACGCUUACAAGAUGGAUACGGUGACGGUGGAUCUGGUGCAGGUGCCUCGGCCGCAAGUUCAGCCGCAGCCGGUGCCAGUGACGGUGCUUCAGGCUACAUUGGAUACGGUUCUGGGUUACAACUCGGACAAGGAGGACAAUAUGUCGAUCUGUACAGAGGAGGUUCGGGAUCAGGGUCUGGUGCAGCAUCUUCUGCCGCAGCCUCAGGCGCCGCGUCUGAAAACCAAGGCAUAGGACAACUUGGAUACGGCGUUGGCGGAUCUGGUGCAGUAGCCACGGCCGCAACUUCAGCCUCAGCUGGUGCCGGUGAAAGUGCUUCACGCUACGUUGGAUACGGUUCUGGGUUACAACUCGGACAAGGGGGACAAUAUAUCGACCUGUACAGAGGAGGUUCGGGAUCAGGGUCUGGUGCAGCAUCUUCUGCCGCAGCCUCAGGCGCCGCGUCUGAAAACCAAGGCUUAGGACAAAGUGGAUACGGCGCUGGUGGCUCUGGUGCAAGCGCCGCGGCCGCAAAUUCAGCCGCAGCAGCUGCUGGUGAUGGUGCUUCAGGCUACGUUGGAUACGGUUCUGGGUUACAACUCGGACAAGGAGGACAAUAUGUCGACCUAAACAGAGGCGGUUCGGGAUCAGGGUCAGGUGCAGCAUCUGCUGCCACUGCCUCAGGCGCCGCGUCUGAAAACCAAGGCAUAACACAACUUGGAUACGGCGCUGGUGGAUCUGGUGCAGGCGCCGCGGCCGCAACUUCAGCCACAGCCGGUGCCGGUGAAGGUGCUUCAGGCUACGUUGGAUAUGGUUCUGGGUUACAACUUGGACAAGGGGGACAAUAUAUCGACCUGUACAGAGGAGGUUCGGGAUCUGGGUCAGGUGCAGCAUCCGCUGCCGCUGCCUCGGUUGCCACGUCUGAAAACCAAGGCUUAAGACAAAGUGGAUACGGCGCUGGUGGCUCUGGUGCAAGCGCCGCGGCCGCAACUUCAGCCGCAGCAGCUGCUGGUGAUGGUGCUUCAGGCUACGUUGGAUACGGUUCUGGGUUACAACUCGGACAAGGAGGACAAUAUGUCGAUCUGUACAGAGGAGGUUCGGGAUCAGGGUCUGGUGCAGCAUCUUCUGCCGCAGCCUCAGGCGCCGCGUCUGAAAACCAAGGCAUAGGACAACUUGGAUACGGUGCUGGUGGAUCUGGUGCAGGCGCCGCGGCCGCAACUUCAGCCGCAGCCGGUGCCGGUGAAGGUGCUUCAGGCUACGUUGGAUACGGUUCUGGGUUACAACUCGGACAAGGGGGACAAUACAUCGACCUGUACAGAGGAGGUUCGGGAUCAGGGUCAGGUGCAGCAUCCGCUGCCGCUGCCUCGGGCGCCACGUCUGAAAACCAAGGCAUAACACAACUUGGAUACGGCGCUGGUGGAUCUGGUGCAGGUGCCGCGGCCACAACUUCAGCCGCAGCCGGUGCCGGUGAUGGUGCUUCAGGCUUCGUUGGAUACGGUUCUGGGUUACAACUCGGACAAGGGGGACAAUAUAUCGACCUGUACAGAGGAGGUUCGGGAUCAGGGUCAGGUGCAGCAUCCGCUGCCGCUGUCUCGGGCGCCACGUCUGAAAAUCAAGGCUUAAGACAAAGUGGAUACGGCGCUGGUGGAUCUGGUGCAGGCGCCGUGGCCGCAACUUCAGCCGCAGCCGGUGCCGGUGAAGGUGCUUCAGGCUACGUUGGAUACGGUUCUGGGUUACAACUCGGACAAGGAGGACAAUAUAUCAACCUGUACAGAGGAGGUUCGGGAUCAGGGUCUGGUGCAGCAUCCGCUGCCGCUGCCUCGGGCGCCACGUCUGAAAACCAAGGCUUAAGACAAAGUGGAUACGGCGCUGGUGGCUCUGGUGCAAGCGCCGCGGCCGCAACUUCAGCCGCAGCAGCUGCUGGUGAUGGUGCUUCAGGCUACGUUGGAUACGUUUCUGGGUUACAACUCGGACAAGGAGGACAAUAUGUCGAUCUGUACAGAGGAGGUUCGGGAUCAGGGUCUGGUGCAGCAUCUUCUGCCGCAGCCUCAGGCGCCGCGUCUGAAAACCAAGGCAUAGGACAACUUGGAUACGGCGCUGGUGGAUCUGGUGCAGGCGCCGCGGCCGCAACUUCAGCCGCAGCCGCAGCCGGUGCCGGUGACGGUGCUUCAGGCUACGUUGGAUACGGUUCUGGGUUACAACUCGGACAAGGAGGACAAUAUGUCGAUCUGUACAGAGGAGGUUCGGGAUCAGGUUCUGGUGGAGCAUCUUCUGCCGCAGCCUCAGGCGCCGCGUCUGAAAACCAAGGCAUAGGACAACUUGGAUACGGCGCUGGUGGAUCUGGUGCAGGCGCCGCGGCCGCAACUUCAGCCGCAGCCGGUGCCGGUGAAGGUGCUUCAGGCUACGUUGGAUACGGUUCUGGGUUACAACUCGGACAAGGAGGACAAUAUGUCGAUCUGUACAGAGUAGGUUCGGGAUCAGGGUCUGGUGCAGCAUCUUCUGCCGCAGCCUCAGGCGCCGCGUCUGAAAACCAAGGCAUAGGACAAUUUGGAUACGGCGCUGGUAUAUCUGGUGCAGGCGCCGCGGCCGCAACUUCAGCCGCAGCUGGUGCCGGUGAAGGUGCUUCAGGCUACGUUGGAUACGGUUCUGGGUUACAACUCGGACAAGGAGGACAAUAUAUCGACCUGUACAGAGGAGGUUCGGGAUCAGGGUCAGGUGCAGCAUCUGCUGCCGCUGCCUCAGGUGCCGCGUCUGAAAACCAAGGCAUAAGACAACUUGGAUACGGCGCUGGUGGAUCUGGUGCAGGCGCCGCGGCCGCAACUUCAGCUGCAGCCGGUGCCGGUGAAGGUGCUUCAGGCUACGUUGGAUACGGUUCUGGGUUACAACUCGGACAAGGAGGACAAUAUAUCGACCUGUACAGAGGAGGUUCGGGAUCGGGGUCUGGUGCAGCAUCCGCUGCCGCUGCCUCGGGCGCCACGUCUGAAAACCAAGGCUUAAGACAAAGUGGAUACGGCGCUGGUGGCUCUGGUGCAAGCGCCGCGGCCGCAACUUCAGCCGCAGCUGCUGCUGGUGAUGGUGCUUCGGGCUACGUUGGAUACGGUUCUGGGUUACAACUCGGACAAGGAGGACAAUAUGUCGACCUAAACAGAGGAGGUUCGGGAUCAGGGUCAGGUGCAGCAUCUGCUGCCGCUGCCUCAGGUGCCGCGUCUGAAAACCAAGGCAUAAGACAACUUGGAUACGGCGCUGGUGGAUCUGGUGCAGGCGCCGCGGCCGCAACUUCAGCCGCAGCCGGUGCCGGUGAAGGUGCUUCAGGCUACGUUGGAUACGGUUCUGGGUUACAACUCGGACAAGGAGGACAAUAUAUCGACCUGUACAGAGGAGGUUCGGGAUCGGGGUCUGGUGCAGCAUCCGCUGCCGCUGCCUCGGGCGCCACGUCUGAUAACCAAGGCUUAAGACAAAGUGGAUACGGCGCUGGUGGCUCUGGUGCAAGCGCCACGGCCGCAACUUCAGCCGCAGCAGCUGCUGGUGAUGGUGCUUCAGAAUACGUUGGAUACGGUUCUGGGUUACAACUCGGACAAGGAGGACAAUAUGUCGAUCUGUACAGAGGAGGUUCGGGAUCAGGGUCUGGUGCAGCAUCUUCUGCCGCAGCCUCAGGCGCCGCGUCUGAAAACCAAGGCAUAGGACAACUUGGAUACGGCGCUGGUGGAUCUGGUGCAGGAGCCGCGGCCGCAACUUCAGCCGCAGCCGCAGCCGGUGCCGGUGACGGUGCUUCAGGCUACGUUGGAUACGGUUCUGGGUUACAACUCGGACAAGGAGGACAAUAUGUCGAUCUGUACAGAGGAGGUUCGGGAUCAGGGUCUGGUGGAGCAUCUUCUGCCGCAGCCUCAGGCGCCGCGUCUGAAAACCAAGGCAUAGGACAACUUGGAUACAGCGCUGGUGGAUCUGGUGCAGGCGCCGCGGCCGCAACUUCAGCCGCAGCCGGUGCCGGUGAAGGUGCUUCAGGCUACGUUGGAUACGGUUCUGGGUUACAACUCGGACAAGGGGGACAAUACAUCGACCUGUACAGAGGAGGUUCGGGAUCAGGGUCAGGUGCAGCAUCCGCUGCCGCUGCCUCGGGUGCCGCGUCUGAAAACCAAGGUUCAGGACAGCUUAGAUCCGGCGCUGGUGGAUCUGGUGCAGGCGCCGCGGCCGCAACUUCAGCCGCAGCCGCAGCCGGUGCCGGUGACGGUGCUUCAGGCUACGUUGGAUACGGUUCUGGGUUACAACUCGGACAAGGAGGACAAUAUGUCGAUCUGUAUAGAGGAGGUUCGGGAUCAGGGUCUGGUGCAGCAUCUGCUGCCGCAGCCUCAGGCGCCACGUCUGAAAACCAAGGCUUAAGACAAGGUGGAUACGGCGCUGGUGGCUCUGGUGCAAGCGCCGCGGCCGGAACUUCAGCCGCAGCUGCUGCUGGUGAUGGUGCUUCAGGCUACGUUGGAUACGGUUCUGGGUUACAACUCGGACAAGGAGGACAAACUGUUGUAGUAAAUGAAAAUAGACCUGGAUCAUUUGCAGAAUCAAACGCAGCCGCAGGCUCUAACUACGUGUCUGACUACUACGAUUCUGUCUUUGAAAGAUUCAGGCUCGGUAACUAUGGAUCAUCUUCAUUGUUCGCACCAUACGGCGGUCCAAACCCCACUGUCAUAGUCAACGAGGGUGGAAAUGGAUCGGGUGCUAAUAGUGGCAGUUCCGCUUCAAGUGCUUCGGGUUCUAAUAAUGCAGGACAAAAUGGAUUAGGUGGACUCGGCUCCAGUGCAGGCUCUGCCUCUGCCGCUGCCGCUGGUGGUACCGCUGCCGCUGGAAACCAAGGCUUACAAGAUGGUUACGGCGCUGGUGCAACUGGUGCACCUGCCGCGGCCACUACCGCUGCCACUACGACUUCCGGUCUAUCGGAUGGAGGACUGUUCGGAUGCGGACGUUCUGGUAUUCGUAAACCAUGUAGACUUAUUCGAAGGAACUACAUAAUUAAGAUUGGACGACGUGGCAUCUCUUAA